Cantharellus anzutake is the source of this 2937-nucleotide messenger RNA. Its product is annotated as kinesin heavy chain. Gene Ontology annotation, biological process: microtubule-based movement. The coding region runs from base 1 to 2937 and encodes 978 amino acids. The transcript has 16 exons. NCBI's taxonomy places the organism in Eukaryota, Fungi, Basidiomycota, Agaricomycetes, Cantharellales, Hydnaceae. Gene Ontology annotation, molecular function: microtubule binding; ATP binding; microtubule motor activity. The record is from RefSeq and is a predicted model, not a curated record.
AUGGCGUCGACAAACAACAUCAAGGUCGUUUGCCGGUUUCGGCCACCAAAUGCCAUGGAGUCUCGCGAAGGGAGUGAGAUCGUCGUAUCCUUCGAUAGCAACCUGCGAAGUGUACAGAUGAAGUCUGCCUUGCUCAGCACUGGGCCCGAGAAGGAUGGAUUCACUUUCGAUCGGGUUUUCCCCAUGGAAACCAGGCAGUAUGAAAUUUUUGACUAUGGCGUGCAAGGGUAUGAUUAUGUCCUUGAUGGCUACAACGGAACGGUAUUUGCGUAUGGCCAAACCGGAUCUGGGAAGACGUUCACCAUGAUGGGUGCGGACAUCGACGAUCCGGAAUUAGCAGGAAUUAUUCCUCGUAUUACCGAGCAGAUCUUUACGUCCAUCAUUGAGUCCGAUGCCAGUAUCGAAUAUCUUGUCAAAGUAUCUUAUAUGGAAAUAUACAUGGAGCGAAUACGGGAUUUAUUAGCUCCCGCCAACGACAACCUUCAGAUUCACGAGGAGAAAUCAAAAGGCGUUUACGUUAAAGGACUCUCGGACUACUAUGUUGGCAGUGCUAAAGAGGUCUAUGAAAUCAUGAGACAGGGUGCUUCGUCACGCAUGGUCACUGCAACGAAUAUGAACGCCGAAAGCUCACGGUCGCACUCCAUCUUCCUAAUUGCGAUCAAUCAACGAAAUACAGAGUCUGGCGCCCAGAAAACUGGAAAUUUAUACCUCGUAGACUUGGCUGGUUCCGAGAAAGUCGGCAAGACUGGGGCAUCAGGGCAGACUCUUGAAGAGGCGAAAAAAAUCAACAAAUCCUUGUCAGCCCUUGGGAUGGUCAUCAACUCAUUAACGGACGGAAAAUCAACGCACAUCCCAUACCGGGAUUCUAAACUUACUCGUAUUCUUCAAGAGUCUUUGGGAGGGAACUCAAGGACUACCCUCAUCAUUAACUGCUCCCCUUGUGCUUUCAACGAGGCAGAGACUCUCAGCACUUUGCGGUUUGGCAUGCGCGCUAAGACUAUCAAGAACACUGCUCGUAUCAAUGCUGAACUCUCCCCUCUUGAGCUAAAGAAUCUCUUGAAGAAAGCUCAACUCUCCAACUCUUCAUAUCAAACCUAUAUUACCGCGCUUGAAGCGGAGCUUGCUGUCUGGCGUUCGGGGGGCUCCGUUGAACAAGGCAAGUGGGCCAACCCCGAGAACGCCAGGGUCAUCGGCGGCGGAAAGAAGGCUGGUACAACGUCAUCCACCCCUUCAUCAUCUUCUUCUCCACGGCCUGCUACGCCCGUGAAUCCUCUAAUUGACAGUCUGCGUUCCGAAAUGAUUGACAGCCGUCCUCAGACGCCCACAGUGGUGGGGCUGGACAAAGAUGAACGGGACGAGUUCUUGAAGCGGGAAAAUGAGUUGACUGAUCAAUUGGCAGAAAAGGAAGCUUCUUUGGCGGCUUCGCAAAAACUUAUUGCCGAGAUCCGGGAGGAGCUUACGUUUAUCAAAGAACAAGAUUCCUCGUUGUCAAGGGAGAAUGAGGCAAUGUCCGCUCAGCUCAACGAGCUUCGGAUGCAGAUAGAGCGAUUGGACUACGAAAACAAAGAAGGCGUUAUUACUGCGGAUAUCCUUAAGGAGCAGAAUGCGGAUCUCUCGAAUGAGCUCGAAGAGCUCAAGAAAACGAUUCAAGAAUUACGGUCCACGCAGAAGGAUCCGUCAGCGGAGGACAAGGAAAGAAAGAAGGCCGAGAAGAUGGCACAAAUGAUGGCACAAUUCGACUCGCAGGGCUUUUUCUCGGACAAAGACGAUGCCCUUCGCGACACAUUGGCCAAGUUGGACUCAAUCGAAUCUGAUGAUGCCGUCACGAAACUCACUGCUGAUGACAUCACCACACUAAGACGCCAGCUUGUUGAGAGCCAAAUUCUUGUUCGGGACACAUCUGAUCGCCUUCGACAGACUCAAGAAGAAGGGGAGCUUGUGAAUCGCCGAAGAGAUGAAUUAGAGCAGCGAUUGUCUACCCUGGAAACCGAGUAUGAGGAAUUACUGGAGAAGACAAUUCGUGAAGAGGAGGCCAUGAAUACAGAUAUUGCAGACUCAAUGGCUGAUCUGAAGGCCAAGCUGGAGGUCCAGUAUACUGCUAAACGGGAAGCGCAUGCAAGCGAAGUCCAAGAUCUCAAGCAGCAGAUCGAACAGAAGAAUGUUGAAAUCCGUGGGCUGAAUUCAUCCCUCGAUGGAUUAAAAAGUGUUAACGAGGAACUGAAGCGCGCAUUUGCUGUGACAUCCGCUGGUAUUGAGGGUGGAAAAAACCUCGCUGAAAGUGCCAAAGAUUUGGAGCGAGCCAGAAAAGCGAUUACCGUCCAGCUUACCGAAUUUGAGGGUGUCAAGAGAUCGUUGAUGCGUGACUUGCAGAACCGUUGCGAAAAGGUCGUUGAGCUUGAAAUUCAACUGGACGAAAUCAAGGAACAGUAUAACAACGUGAUACGCAACAGCAACAGCAAGGCACAACAGAAGAAGAUGGUAUUCCUGGAACGUAAUCUGGAGCAGCUGACCAUCGUACAGAAACAGCUGGUUGAUCAAAACUCAGCAUUGAAGAAGGAGGCAGGUAUUGCUGAGCGUAAACUGCUUGCGCGCAACGAACGAAUCCACAAUCUUGAGGCUUUGCUCCAAGAAGCUGACCGUCGGCUCGCAGCACAAAACCACAAGUUUGAAGCUCAGCUCCAGAUAGUGAAGCAGCGACUGGAAGAAGCUCGGGCGAACAAGCCUUCAACAACGUCGUCCCUCAGCUUUGGUCGUAUUGCCAAGCCAUUACGGGGAGGGGGAGGAGCUGCCCCAGUGCCAUCACCAGCUACUGGGCAGGGAUCCUUCUUGUCGUCCAAUCCGAAUAGUCCCCUGGGACGACUGCAGUCUGAGGAGAGCCCUGACACCCUCAAUUCCCCAGCAAAACGCACGUCGUGGUUUUUCAGCAAUGCUCGUUAG